GUUUUCUAGAGAGCGAAGAUCAUUUUGGCCACAAAAAAAAAAAAGGACAGAGAGCUCUCCGGAAGAAUCCCGUCCGGCGGAAGCCAAACGCCGUUCGUUUGCUCUCGCUUGACGACACGCCGGUGAAGCCCAGUUCGUCUGGACGAGCAAACAGUCUCCUCCUCCUCCUCCUUCUAAGAAGUCGCCGCCGCCGCCGCCGCCGCCGCCGUCGCCGCAGUCGAGAUGUCUGUCACUCUGCACACGAAUCUCGGUGACAUCAAGUGCGAGAUCUUCUGCGACGAGGUCCCCAAAGCUUCCGAGAACUUUUUGGCACUGUGUGCCAGCGGUUAUUAUGACAGCACCAUAUUUCACCGAAAUAUCAAGGGCUUUAUGAUUCAAGGUGGUGACCCAACUGGAACAGGCAAAGGCGGAACAAGCAUCUGGGGCAAAAAAUUUAAUGAUGAAAUAAGAGAGUCUCUCAAGCACAAUGCAAGGGGAAUACUCUCAAUGGCUAAUAGCGGGCCUAACACCAAUGGAAGUCAAUUUUUCAUCACUUACGCAAAGCAGCCACAUCUAAAUGGACUAUACACCAUCUUUGGCAGAGUGAUUCACGGGUUUGAGGUCCUGGAUAUCAUGGAAAAGACUCAAACAGGGCCAGGGGACAGACCUCUUGCUGAGAUCAGACUCAAUCGCGUCACAAUUCAUGCAAAUCCUCUUGCUGGAUAGCCCUUUCUGAUGGGUUCUUUAAUCUUAGCUCCUAUUUUUGUUUACUAGGAGGAGUCUAGGACUAUAACAGUUUCGCUUUAGCUUAGGGAUAUCUGUGUGCUUGAUUGAUAAAUGUUGAAGAUGGUACUUGUAAUACUCAGGUACAUUUGAUCUACUUCCAAACCAUGUAUUGGAGGAUUCCAAAUACAAAAGAUCUAAAGAUGCUUGCUGAUA
Rhodamnia argentea is the source of this 918-nucleotide messenger RNA. RefSeq names its product peptidyl-prolyl cis-trans isomerase CYP18-1. Gene Ontology annotation, biological process: protein peptidyl-prolyl isomerization; protein folding. Gene Ontology annotation, molecular function: peptidyl-prolyl cis-trans isomerase activity. NCBI's taxonomy places the organism in Eukaryota, Viridiplantae, Streptophyta, Magnoliopsida, Myrtales, Myrtaceae. Gene Ontology annotation, cellular component: catalytic step 2 spliceosome. The transcript has 5 exons. Bases 223 to 705 code for a protein of 160 amino acids. The record is from RefSeq and is a predicted model, not a curated record.